This is a messenger RNA of Esox lucius (northern pike), 2248 nucleotides long. RefSeq names its product butyrophilin subfamily 2 member A2-like. The record is from RefSeq and is a predicted model, not a curated record. Lineage: Eukaryota; Metazoa; Chordata; Actinopteri; Esociformes; Esocidae. The transcript is spliced from 10 exons. Gene Ontology annotation, molecular function: protein binding. The coding region runs from base 367 to 1842 and encodes 491 amino acids.
UACCAUGAAGGUCUCCUGCUGUUUGGAAACUCCUAUCUGAAUCGAGAAAACGAGACCUGUGCAGUGUUGUCCAACCUUUUUCUUUCAUAACGAGACUAACCCGAGAUCUGUAGCUUCAACAGGUUGAGAGCUAGUGAGCUUUGAAUGUCUGAAUAUCUGUCAAACAUCGAACGUCAAACUAUAUUUACCACGGUUCGCUAGAGGGUCUGAAUACUCGCUAAAUAUAGCGACAAGUCGAUCGUUAACAUGGCAACACUGUAAAUCCCCUCUCACCGGCCGAAUCAAAAGCAGUUUGCCAGGGGGAAUAGAUCCAAAAGGAUCUAUUUGUUGUUUUCUUUGUUAGGCAAACUGUCUCCUUCAGGAAUAAUGGUGACUGGACCAGAUCAUCUGUAUGUGACUCUGCUGAUUCUCCUCCACGGUUUAACCUCUGAGUCUGUGAAGUUUGAGGUUCUGGGUCCACUUGAACCCAUUUUUGCGGUGGCUGGUGAUAACAUCAUUCUGCCCUGUUACCUCAAACCCAACAUAAGUGUUGAGGACAUGACAGUGGACUGGCUGAACCUGGACUUCAUAGAUGAUCGUGUCUAUCGUUACCAAAAUGGAAAAAUCAUACAAGAGGAUCAGAUUCCCUCCUACAGAGGAAGAACAUCACUGUUUAAAGAGGAACUGUGGAGGGGAAACACUUCUUUAAAACUGACCAGGGUACAAGGCACUGAUGAGGGACGUUACAAAUGCUUUAUUAAGUCAAAGGACUGGUAUGAUGAUGUUAGUCUUCGAGUCCUGGUUAAAGCUGUAGGAUCCAGGCCAGUGGUGUCCAUUGAAGGACACAGAGAGGGAGGGAUGGGUCUGGUGUGUCAAUCUGAAGGCUGGCACCCUGAACCUGAUCUGGUGUGGCUGGACAUUAAAGGAGUCAGUCUCUCUGCUGGACCUCCUGAGACACACAGAGACUUAAAGGGAUUCUACACAGUCAAACAACAUGUCAUUGUCCAGGAGACUGACACCAACCUCUUUACCUGCAGAGUCCAACAGAGACGAAUCAAUGAGGAGUUGGAGACAGAGGUUCACAUCCCUAGUGAGUUGUUUGAUCACACAACAUCAUGGGUAAGGUCCUUCAUUGUGUCAUUGUCUAUCGGAGUCAUCAUUGUGAUUGUGUUAGCUCUGGCUGUCUGCUGCAUACAUAAAAAGAAAGGCAUGAAAAUACAUAAUCUCGAACAACAGCUGGAUGUUAUAAUAGGUGAACUCCAACAACAGCAGGGUUACCUCAUGAAGAAGGAUUUUGAUGACAUCAGAAGACAUGCAGUGGAUGUGACUCUAGACCCUGAUACUGCACAUCCCUACCUGAUCCUGACUGAGGACUGUACACAUGUCUGCCAUGGAGACACAAAACUGAACUUCCCUGACAACCCAGAGAGGUUUGAUUCUUCUGGCUGUGUCCUGGGUAAGGAGGGCUUCUCCUCAGGGAGAUUCUACUAUGAGGUUCAAGUGAAGGAGAAGAAUUGGUGGACUUUAGGAGUUGCCAGAGAGUCAGUCAACAGGAAGGGGGCGAUUAAAGUGAGACCUGAGUAUGGGUACUGGACAAUGAGGCUGAGAGAUGGAGUGUAUGAGGCUCUCACUGACCCCUCUAUCACCCUCUCCCUGAGAGAGAAGCCCCAGAAGGUGGGGGUGUUUGUGAAUUAUGAGAAGGGACAGGUCUCCUUCUUCAAUGUGGAGGCCAGGUGUCAUAUCUACUCUUUCAUUGGCUGUACCUUCAACAAGAAACUGUAUCCUUUCUUCUGCCCUGGACUUAAUUAUGGUGUUAAAAACGCCACCCCACUGGCAAUUUGUCCUGUAGAUGUCAAUGACUAGCCGUUGUAAAUGCCACCUUCAGAAGUAGCAUGCGCCACAUUUACCACAUUUGCAAGUGUUAAGACAAUCAUGUCGGAACAGGAUCGAGUUCCUGUGUGGUGCGCACCCGUAUCACUCCAUUUUCCAGUGAUGACCGAUAUAAGCCUGCGUGGUGCCUCGAAACUGCCAGUGUAUAUUCAAACACUUUUGAAAUGAUUAUGCAAAUUAAGAUAAGUCUACUGUAUCUUAUGUUAGCCAUAUAAUAUGAGAGGGGCACAACUAUCAAAGGGCUUCCCUGCGACAGCACCCUACCCUGGGCGAGAUGGGGAGAGGAUUUAAGGGGGAGCAGGUGUUGGGGAAGUUUCUGAAGCCUGAUGCAUUCUUACUGAUUAAAGGACUUGAGUCCCAUUGUUUAGAUAGGUAGAGG